Ylistrum balloti is the source of this 3475-nucleotide messenger RNA. RefSeq lists its product as uncharacterized. The record is from RefSeq and is a predicted model, not a curated record. The transcript has 25 exons. Bases 1 to 2394 code for a protein of 797 amino acids. Gene Ontology annotation, molecular function: protein binding. Lineage: Eukaryota; Metazoa; Mollusca; Bivalvia; Pectinida; Pectinidae.
AUGGCGGCCCCCAUGCGAUAUGUCUGCAAGAAGAAACCGCCAGUUUCUUUUUGGAAUAUCCGAUUAAUGAAAGAUUUCCUGGUUGCAUGUCGGGAAUAUCUCCAUCCUAAUUUAUAUAAUUCUCGACAAUUGAUCAGAAAUUUGUCUACAAUGCAGUCAAUGCGAAUUCCUACACAGAAGGUUCAUAGACCCUUUCCCAACACUAAUGAUGAAGUGGAGGCCAGCUUGUAUAAGUUGAAAAAAAACUUGCAGCUUCGGCGAUAUAUUCCUAUAAUACCUUUCUCCAAAGUUUGUAAAUCAUUGGAAGAUAGAAGAGCACAAGGUGAACCAGUACUCUCCAGCGGAAAGGGGAGUGAACUCCUCAGUAUGACAGGAGAAGUGUUAAAUGUUACGAAGUUUCGACGCAAAAGGACAACUACAAAGGUCUGGAAUCUCCUGAAAUCUUGGAAAGGAUACACACUGGAUUUAUCUAAUUACACAAAUUAUGUAAUGGCCUGCAAGGAAAAUGAGAUGAUGGUUGAUGUCACAAAUUUGCAAGAAGAAAUGAGACAGGCAGGUCUUAGCCAGGACCAGGAAUUCUUCGAAGAAUUGAUUGGAUACCAUAGUGCACAUGGCGAGCUUGAUUGUGUUAAGAGGCUUUUGAAAGAAAUGAGAUCUGCCAAUUUCCAAAUGACUGCAAAAACUGCCAGCAAUUAUAUUUGGGGAGCAUUUAAUGCCGGCUGUGAAGAUGAAAUGUCUACCAUUUUUGAAUCCAUGGGCUCCUAUGGCAUCUUGCCUGACUUGAACUGCUAUAUGACUAUGAUGAAGUGUUACGCAGUUAAAGGAGAUCUCAAGAAGAUCAAUCAGUUAAUCAAGAGAGCAGAAUCAGAGGCAGGUAUGAGACGGGUUCAUCAACUCCAGCUGUUAUUGCCACUACUUAUGAAUGGUCAUGAAAUUCAGGCAGAAAAGGUCUUAGAUGUUCUCUGUAUGGCCUCUGAUGUGGAUAAAGAGGAUAAGGCUGAAAUUGAAUACCAUGGUAACCAGCUUGUUGUCCAUUCUUUCCUGCCAGAGGGAUUUAAAGUGUAUAAUUUGUCACAGCAUACGGCUGUAUUCUUUAUACGGUCCUUUGCCAGAGGACUUGGUAUGAAGUCAAAUGUCCAUUUUGAAGGUUCUCGUAAGAUCAAUAAAUUAGCUGCCAAACUGACCAUCAAAAUGGUGCAGGAUAAUGUAAUCACAUUGAACAGAAUGUUUCUGGAAGCUAAAACCAUCAGUAAAGAUUAUAUGACCUGCGUUGUCAUGGAAAUGAAGAAACAGGGGAUUGUUGAAUCCCAACAUCAGUUCUCUUCGAUGAUUGAAAGUGAGCCUUGUUCUUCUCAUCUUAAUGAUCAGUCCAAAAAGACAUUGCUGGAAAUUGGAAAAGCUUGCUUUGACAACGACAAACCAGCAGUUGAGGUGACAGACACCAUGAUGCAAGAAAACGCAGCACACCGAGGACAUUUGAAUGACGAUGAGGUUUUAAGGAGAUUUGUUCAAAUCAAAUUGGAAGGGAGUGUUAAAACCACCAUGACAGCCAAUAUCUUAAGGCAGGCAUAUAUGUAUAGAAAGAAAUUCAAAAAAGCCAUCUACUACCAGAAUGAAAUGAUUCGAGCCAUGCCAUCGUUUGCAUACAAUAUCAACAGAGUUACCUUCCUUAUGUCCAAGAUGUUGGAAAGUGAUGAACACGAUGGAAUUGUACAGUGCAUCAAGGAUUUCUCAGCUGUUGUCAGAGAAAUGAAGUCUGAUAUGGCUGUCAUUCAACCUGAUCAACUUACAUUAAUACUAAAGAUUCUAGUUAAUUUUCUUAAUCCUGCUGAAGUUCUUCAAAUCACAGAAGGGCUGACUCCACUUCAGAGGUUCAUUAAAACAGAGAAGAAAACGUUCCUUAGGCUUUACCUACAAAGAUCUUGUUAUUAUACUGUACUGACUAAACUUGUGCGGUACGAUGAUCCAACUCUAAUUGAUAAAGUCUACAGUACAGUGAAAAGAAGGGAAGGAGAAAACUCUGCUAACGUUUUACAGACUUGUGCCUACCUAAUGAAUUACCAAGUGCAAAAAGCCAGACAAAUAUGUGAGACACCCCAGACUCACCAGCAUGUAAGGUUUUCACAUAUCAAAGCUUGUCUUUGCCAGCUACAGGAUAAGCCACAUAUGCUGAGUGAAUUUGUGGAGUUACAAGACUCACCGCUCCUGCGUAAGAUUCUGUCUGAAGUGCUCAAACGUGACACUGGAUCAUCCUAUGGAAAAGUGAAGCAAGUCAUAACAGAAUACAUAAUUACGAACCCAGAUUCGACCUUGAGUACAGUGUGCUCACAUCAAAUGGAAGCUACACAACUAGAACUGGAAAAGUUGAAAUUGAGCAUGACAGAAAAAGUGUGAUGCAGUCAACAGAUCUACUUUGCUUAGUUGUUCAAACUGUUUACUUCAAUUUGUGAAAACCUGGUGCUGAUUAAGUGUGUCACUGUAUGUAACGUAAUGGUAACACACGAGUAGUCAGUGACACGUAUUUAGGAAACAAUUUUGUCAAAAAUUGUGAACAAACUUGUCCCCUUCAAAUGACCAGAAGAAAUACCUAUCAAAAACGACUGAAAAGUAAUUGAGGAUUUGUAACUUAUUUACAGUGAACAAAAAAUGAAUCUGAUCAAUGACUGGCAACACGCCUUCUGUCAAGAACUGGAAAAUCGUUAACGAAUAGCGUCCACACUCAACUGAUGGAAACAUUUACUGUUAUCGACGAUUGUAACACAUUUACAGUCACCGACUUUGUGUCACAGUCACCGACGGUUGUGACACAUUUACAGUCACCGACGGUUGUGUCACAGUCACCGACGGUUGUGACACAUUUACAGUCACCGACGUUGUGUCACAGUCACCGACGGUUGUGACACAUUUACAGUCACCGACGGUUGUGACACAUUUACAGUCACCGACGAUUGUGACACAUUUACAGUCACCGAUGGUUGUGACACAUUCAGAGUCAAGGAAUGAAAAUCUAAAGUGAAGGAUGACUGUAACACAUAUAUAGUGAAGGAAUGAAAAUCUAAUCUUUUCGGGGACACAUCUAUAGCAACUGAAUAAAAAGAUUUAAGAUGAUGGACAAUUAGGACACAUGUGAAGUCAAGAAAUGAUAGAAACUGUUGUGAUUGACAAUUAGGACACAUGUGAUAUCAAGGAAAGGAAAUAUAUCAUGAUCGAUAACUGUGACAGUUAUAGUCAAUCAAAUGAUAUCAACAAUUUGUGAUAUAUGUGUACAACAUAUCUUACAGUUACAUAAACCAUAAAAUGAACUAAAGGUUACUUUUUCAGUAGUUAUAAUAAAAAGCCAAUGUGGGGUUAACAAAAAAAAACCGCCACAAAGACUUGACAGAAUGUCUUCCCCACAAAACUGUAAGAUAUGUUUUUAAUUUCAUAAAUAAAUACAAAGUCACCCUCUCUGUAAGGGUGGCCUUUUUCAUUCAUA